Cryptomeria japonica (Japanese cedar) is the source of this 4340-nucleotide messenger RNA. RefSeq lists its product as uncharacterized. The transcript has 14 exons. The coding region runs from base 575 to 3364 and encodes 929 amino acids. Lineage: Eukaryota; Viridiplantae; Streptophyta; Pinopsida; Cupressales; Cupressaceae. The record is from RefSeq and is a predicted model, not a curated record.
UUGGUUUGUUUCUCUGUACACAUGUAUCCAUGAAGAAACUGACUGAUAGCAUGUCUCUGUCUUAUUUCUUUUGGUGUAUACUUUAAUUAGAUGUUCCAUUUACAUUUAAUUAACUUUAUGUUUUGAUCAUUCUGCAUUUAUGUUUGUAUAUGUGUUUGCUGGGAAGGACUACUUAAUUUUGUAUCUAGGAUAACAUACUUAGGCAGUCUAAUCCAGAAGAUUCAUACAUUUUGAUAGACUGAACAAACAUAUCUUAGAACUGCAUUUGUAUUGUCUCUGGGACACAUUUUUUGCAAACCUCUGCGUAGAGAAAUAUCUGAGCCAAUGUGCCAGGACUCAGUAUCUAUCAAAUUGAUUAUUAUGAUGUAGAUAAGAUUUAAAUUUUUAAUUAAAUUCUUUUAGUCAGAUGUUUCCUUGAAUGUAGACAAGAUUUAAUCAAAUGCUUUAGUUAAAUGUUUUCUUGAAUGAACCCCUAGCCGUAAAUCUAUGGCAGCUACUUGGUAUUCAAUCUCUGAAUUUAUCUGUUAUAGAUUAAAAUUUGAGGAUUUUGAGUUCUUGAACAGAUCAGAGGAAAAUGGCAAGGAAUCUGAGCUUCGAAAUAUACUCUAGCCCAGAUGGAUCAAAUUUUGCCAGGAGGGGUACAUCAUUACAUGGAGAAAAUUCGCCCCCGUCACAGGUUCUACGUUUGGAUAAACUGUCAAUGGGAGAUCAGACAUACCAUUGUCAUCCAGAACUGAAAAAGGUGACUAAUGCUGUAGUGGGAACUGGAGCAGAAAAUUCAUCAUUGGGUCUACUGCAGGCUAAACCUCUUUCUUCUCUUGGAGUAGAAGAGCUGAAGCAAGUAAGGAGUUGUGUCACUGAAAAUUCUCUCAAGGCGAGAGAGCAGAUAAAUGUUCUGAAGGAACCUAUAUACAAAUUGGAUACAUGUCAUAGAUCAAUGUUGGCGAGAUUGAGGUCUCAAAUAGAACUACCAGCACCUGUUCCAAAUAAACAAGUUUACACCUCCAUGAUGGAUAUGCAGGUGGAAGGGCACCCCAACAAUUUGCCUAAACCAUCCGAAACGAUAGGUAGCGAAAGAUAUAAUUUGAGAUCAAAUAUCCCCAACAAAAAACAUGCAGCAAGCCCUACAAAAGGAAAGGGUUCUCAUGCAUUUGCAAAAUCCAUGCCAAAUGUUUCACACACCUCCCAUACAUUUGAUAGCCAGCAACAGACUUCAAAUCCAAAUAGAGGUCAGAUCACUGGUGGCUCAAACAGUUGCAAGCAUCCAUUUUCAACAGGAUCUUCAUCAACUCCUGUCACGGAGUGGGCUGAACAAAAGCCACCAAAACAUCAACAUACAAAAAGAACAAAUUUGGUGCCACCAGUUUCAAAUCAUGUUGAUUUACCAAAUAUUUUGGAGGGGUCUUUGAUUCUUGAGUCUGUUGCUAAACCUGAUUCAACUGAAAUCAGUGGCCAAGCUAUUCUAAGAUGCUCUUCUAACAAUAAUGCUUUCCAACAGAGCAAAUUAAAGUUUGAAAAUAUCUCUUCUUUAGCUGCUUUUUCUGAGAGCAAGGAAUCAGGUGCUGGUGACAAGUGCAAGAACAAGAUCAAGAAGCAAGGAGAUGUGGAUGAAAAAAUUGCACCUGUUUGUCAAAAUGUUGGAUCAUUAGUUUUGCCUCUAAUUGAGGCAAAAACUAUCAUCAAAAUUGAAAGUGGAGGUGGUGUCCAAAGGCCAGGAAGGAGUGGGAGGGUUAGUGUUCCUCUUAGAAUGAAUGCUCCUCUGAGUGGAAAACUUGAAUAUCCUGCAACAACAAAGCAACUAAGAAGCACAAGGCUUGGUACUGAUAAAUUAGCAAGUAAGCCAGGUCAACCUCCAACCAAGAAAAAAUCAUUGGAUCGAAAGCCAGUUACAUGGCCAAGUUGUCCAAUGAACAGUGGAUUGUCAGAUUUUACAGGGGAUUUGGAUGAUAGUGAAGAACUUUUGGCAGCUGUAAAUGCUUCUAAUAAUGCAAGUGAAGUUGCAUGCUCAGGACCCUUUUGGAAGCAAAUGGAGCCAUUUUUUGCACCUGUCACUCCAGAUAACCAAGGUUUUCUCAAGCAACAGGUGCAGAUCAGAGAGGUAGAGGAUGAAGAUGCAAUUCUGAUAAGUCCUGGCAGUAAUCCAACUGAAGAGGUGGAUCUUAUCUGUAGUAUGCUGCCAGCAAACCCAAGUCCAAUUAGUUCGUGUAAUCAAAGAAGUUUGGUGAAUGUGUGUGUGGAUAAUGAGUCCUUGAAGCCUUCUAGCAAUUUGAAUGCUAAAGAGGACAUCAAGAGACCUGGAAAAUUUAGAUAUUUUGACAGGAUGUAUCCACUUUCUGAAAGACUGCUUUCAGCUUUAAUUGGUGAAGAAGAUUCUGAAGAAACAAACGGAAAAUUGUAUGAUGGACCACAAGAUGACUGUCUUCAUUGUACAAGUGAGGAUUCUCCUUGUGGUAGUUGUACUCAGAUUGAAAGCGAUUCUGAAAAUGCAGGGAAAGUUGAAUUAGAGAUAGAGCCAGAAGUUGAGAUGAAAAAUUUGAAGCAUAACAUUCUCGAUUAUUCUAAUUACAAGAGUCAUUUUGCUAAUGGGCUUCAGAAUCAUGUGGCAGAAAAUAUUUGUAGUGCUGAUUUGAGGCAAGAUGAUAUAGAAGUGCCCUCAGAGAUUUUAGGUUUUAAUGUAGAGCAUAGAGUCUUGGAUGAACGACAUGCACAUGGAGGGAAAAAGAAUCAAGGAAAAUUGCAAUCCAGUUGCCAAACUUUUGGAUUAAUUUCAGGCAUUGCUGCAGAUGACAUCCAAUACGAAGAAAUGGACCUGAACCAACGAAUUUUAUUGGAACUCCAAAGCAUUGGACUAUAUCCAGAAUCAGUGCCAGAUCUAGCACAGAGGGAAGAUGAGGAAAUAAAAACGGAGAUUUGUAAGCUAAAGGAUGAGCUCCGGCAACAGGUAUCCAAAAAUAAACGUCAUCUUCACAAACUGGAAAAGGCUGUCUUCAAAAGACAGAAAGUUGAAGACAGAGAGCAUGAAGUUCUUGCCAUGAACAAGCUAGUGGAAUCAGCAUAUAAUAGGCAUAUGGCAUUGCAAGACACCAAUGCAUCUGGUCAUAAGAGUGCACAAAACAAAGUUACAAAGCAAGCUACCUUGGGUUUUGUUAAACCCACACUAGCUAAGUGUAGAAUGUUUGAAGAAACUGGCAAGAUCUGUUUUUCAGAUACAUCUUUAAACGAAAGAAUGUUCUCAAUAUCCUUAAAGGAGAUGAAUAACAAAUUACUUGGUGAUGCUGUCAAUGGUGACACUGCAAAUGUGCUUGCUGUGAAUGCACAUGCUCUCUCAGAUAUCAAAACAUCAGAUGAGCUGAACAUGAUCUGAGAACAAGAUGAAGCUGUGGAGCUACUGUUGUUUAUUCUUUAAAACUUGAAGAUUUUUACAGAAGCAGUUUUCAGAAGGUGACCACUGAUACAAGUUAUCUUUGUUUUGGAUACCUGUAUCAUGUUAGAGUAGUUAAAUUCUUUUGAAGAUUUCUUGUACAAGUUAGCUAUGCAGCUUGGAGAAAAAUUGCUUUUUGUCAUCACAGGAAUUGUUCGUGUUGUAACAAAGUGGCGAAUUGUUGUUUUUGAUUUGUACAAGCGAGCUUUUCCCUAAUAUCUAAGGUUAUGACAAGCAUUCCAUCCUGGUCAUUGCUUUCAAACAAGGAUGGGAGGCAGAAUGGACAGUACAUUCAAUCGGUGUCACAAAUAAUUGUUGAUCAUGCUUUUUGAUUAUGGCCAUCUCUUACAAGCUGCACAAUCUGAAUGCAAUUAAAUCCAGUUCUUUAGACUUUAAUAAUCUUAGAUUUUGUAUUACAGAUCCUUGGUCCUGGGUUCAGAGGUCAUAUACUGUAUCUUCUCAGAUUUCAGACUGAAUUUCUUGAGAAACUUGCUGGGAAUUUAUCUCUCUGUAACUGCUACAGAUGUUAGUUUUGGUAGUAAUAUUCUUUUUUAUAACAAAUCAAUUUAUGUAACAGUUAGGGAGCCCCUUCACCUUUGAAUCUCAAAUUCAAUUGCAUUCCACUUAUGAUUCUUCCAAUAGCAAAUCAUUUUUUGUGUUGUGUUAGUGUAUCUGUUAGGGCUAAAUUGACCUUGAAGUUUCUAGCAUCCUUUAAGCAAACGCUUUUUUGUAUUCAAUCAGGAAGCUUUCUUUCUAGACCCAACAAGCUUCCAAUUUGUAGUUUGUUGAAACAUGAAUUUACAGUUCAUGCAUUUAUUUUCUAAAGAUGGAAUGUGUUCAUAUGGUCAGAUUGAUAUUUAACACUGAAUGAGGUGUAUCCUCAAUAUUCACGAAUAGUUUACGGGGAGCUUUUUUAUUA